Molecule: messenger RNA, 1279 nt
Organism: Acyrthosiphon pisum (pea aphid)
Lineage: Eukaryota; Metazoa; Arthropoda; Insecta; Hemiptera; Aphididae
Product: gamma-glutamylcyclotransferase-like
Molecular function (GO): gamma-glutamylcyclotransferase activity
Source: RefSeq, marked predicted
AGUUGUCCGCAAUCCGGUUAUCGUUCAAGAGCUACGUAUAAUAUAGUUGGCGAUCGAAAUUAGACUCUUUAGAGAUUCAAGACAGGAGGAGAGGUGCUUACAGCUUAUGAAACAUAGAUAAUUAUUAAUUCGAUUUACAAUAAGUUAUAAUAUCAAUGAUGUUAUAAAUCGUGGUAUUAAUUAUAAUAUAUUGUUCAUUAAUAAUUUAAUCAAACGUAGCAUAGAAGGCUCGGAAGAAUAAGACUAUAAAUAAUAUAUGAUAUAUUUUAUGGCCGAUAAUAUGAAUAAAUUCAUGUACUUUGCAUAUGGUAGCAACAUGCUUGCAGACCGGAUUCAUAUUAAAAAUCCAACUGCUGUAAGAAUUGGAACCGGCAAACUGAAUGCGUUCCGUUUAGAUUUUAAAGGAUUUUCAAAUUUUUGGGGCGGAUGUCCAUCAACAGUUGUUCCAGACCCUGAGGAACAUGUUUGGGGUGUUUUGUGGCAACUGAAUACCAGCGAUUUGAGCAAUCUAGAUAAACAAGAAGGUGUUGAGAAAAAAAUCUAUGUACCAUUUGAGGCAAAUAUUGUGACACCAAACGGGGAUAAUGUAUUAAGUCGCUGUUACAUGCUAGUCAAUCAGCCUGCUAAACAAAUACCAUUGCCACUAGACAGAAGACCAUCAAAAGCAUAUCUAGAAACUAUAAUACUAGGGGCAAAUGAAAGUGGUUUACCAUUGGACUAUUUACAAUUUCUUAAUGAAAUUCUUGAUAAUGGCAAUGAUGGCCCAAAAAUGCCAUGGUCCAAGCGUGAACCACAAACUACCGAGUUGUAACUGACUUUUCGUCUUGUUUAAAAUAUGUUAUAAAUUAAGUUUUAAGUAUCUUAUAAAGAAAAAAUAUAAGUGUACAAAUCAAAAUCUAUAAUAUUCAAUACUGUAAAAAAAAAUAUGUAAGGAGGUAAGGGGACAUUGAUUAAAAUCAGUUUUUAUACAGACAAAAUGUUGGUGAUUUUAUACUUAAUACCUAUACUUUAAAUUUUGCAAUAUAAGAUACCUAUAAGAUUAGUCAGAUUAAGCCUAAGUAAUGUAUUUACGACUGAAUGUUCUCUUUUUAUUUACUUUGUUUUAGAGUUAUACAUUUAUAAUGCAUGACAAAUUAUGACAAAAAGAACAUUUAAGAUCAUGUAUAAUAUUUACUAGUUUGUCUUUAUCAUUUGUGUCUCAUUACAUAGAUAGAUACCAUUAUAAAUAUAAUAGUUAAUAAAUUCAGAGCAAGUAAUGCAUAAGCAGUUUGAUAUCAAA